Messenger RNA from Rosa chinensis, 2241 nucleotides. Its product is annotated as aldehyde oxidase GLOX1. The transcript has 3 exons. The coding region runs from base 65 to 1999 and encodes 644 amino acids. The record is from RefSeq and is a predicted model, not a curated record. Lineage: Eukaryota; Viridiplantae; Streptophyta; Magnoliopsida; Rosales; Rosaceae.
AGCAGGUUGCAAAAGAGCUAAAGAGCUCAUAAAACAUAAGCCAUUGGAGACACUCAACUCUUCAAUGGCAGCCUUACACAUCAAGCUUUUUUGCAUCCUUCCUCUCCUCUUCGCCCUUGGCAUCAAUGCACAAUGGCGAGGGCUUCCUUUUAUCCCCAAUCCGCUAGUUUCACACCACGGAUUGGGUUUUAAUCUUGACCCCAGCAACGGGGGCCAAUUUCAGUUCUUUGACCCCGAGCCCGUCACUUUCAAAGCAGCCGGCGAUAAACCUAAACCCAACGCCGGGGGUGAACCCCAACCCGACGCAGGGGGUAAACCCAACGUCGGGGGUAUACCCAAACGAGCGGUCAUUAAAGCCGAAGAUGUUAAUGCUGUUCCCAACGCACAACCACAGCCGAACUUCCCUAUUGGCGAUAACCCGGGGGCGUGGGCGCUUGUUUCCAAUGACGCCGGUGUGUCUGCCAUGCAUCUAAAUGUGCUUCCCAACAACAAGGCCAUAAUGUACGAUGCCUCGGAUUUCCAUAUAUCGAACAUCAAAUUGCCCAACAAUGAAUGCCUUCCCUGGAAAAAUAAUAAGGGCGAUGCAGGAAACGAUUGUUUUGCUCAUGCAGUUGAAUAUGAUCUUGACAAAAACACAGUUAGACCACUCAAGACUCAGUUUGAUGCAUGGUGCUCAUCGGGAGGGAUUUUGCCCGAUGGUAGGUUCAUCAGCACCGGUGGUUGGGUGAACGGAUAUAGAAGCGCUAGAUAUAUAACCGCAUGCAACGACGGCAAAUGCGACUUCAAAGAGUACCAAAACGCAUUUGCAGAAAAUAGAUGGUAUGCAACUCAGAUAACGCUAGCAGACGGUAGGGUGAUUGUGGUUGGUGGCCGGAAAGCAUACAGCAUCGAGUACGUGCCACCAGAGGGACAAGAAAACAAGCAAUCCAUCUUCCUGCCUUUCCUUGACGAGACCACCGACAUGGACGAGAACAAUCUCUACCCGUUCGUCCACCAAUCUACCGAUGGCAACGUCUUCAUCUUUGCCAACGACCGCUCCGUCCUCCUCAAUCCCAAAACCAACAAAGUCAUCAAGGAGUUCCCCAAACUCGACGGCGGAUCCCGAAACUACCCGGCCUCCGGCAUGUCGGCACUGCUCCCCAUCGAGCUCAAUGAGCAGAACCCCCCGGUCAUCCCUGUCGACGUCCUCGUCUGCGGUGGUAAUAAGCGCGACGCUUUCAAAAUGUCCGCACAGAAACCACCAGUCUUCAUCCCUGCCUUGGACGACUGCGGACGCCUCCGGAUCACCGACCCUAAUCCGGUCUGGGAAAAGGAGGUCAUGCCCUCAAGACGUGUCAUGGGAGACAUGCUAAACCUUCCCACAGGUGAGCUCUUGAUGAUAAACGGUGCGAUGGCUGGAGCCUCAGCUUGGUGGCAAGCUGAAGAACCCAACUUUACCCCUGUGAUGUACAACCCCAAAUUGCCCAAUGGACAACGGUUCGUCAAGAUGGCACCGACAACUAUUGCAAGAAUGUACCACUCCACCUCGGCAGUGCUCCCUAACGGUAAAAUCCUCGUGGCAGGCAGUAAUACUAACCCGGGCUACGACUUCAAGGCCAAGUACCCAACUGAGGUACGGGUGGAGACCUUCACCCCACCUUACAUGGAUAAGGCUUUGGACAUCCACAGGCCGGAAAUCAACGCCCAGGCCUCCGACAACAAGCUUAAGUACGGCGCACCGUUCGGUGUCCAGUUCAAGCUGAACGAGCAAGACAAGCCUACAAAGGCUGACAUCAAGGUCACCGUGUACGCUGUUCCUUUCACAACACAUGGCUACUCCAUGAACCAGAGGCUUGUUGUUUUGGCGAACACUGAGCUCAAGGCAGAGGGAGCUGGUUUAUAUCGUGUCACGGCGUUGGCCCCACCAACCGGAGCGGUGGCGCCACCAGGGUCCUACCUGCUGAAUGUGGUUCACCGCGGAGUGCCGAGCACGGGAAUGUGGGUGACGAUUAACCAGUAAAACUGUGAUACAUGAAAAGCUAACUCCAAGGCUCUAAGCCUGAUAUAUUUGGUCCCUGAAAAAUUAAAAAGAGGAAUAUUUUUCUUAAUUAUUAAUCGUCUUCUUCAAUCCUUGUAUGCAUAUAUGCAUUUUUGUUAUAACAUUUUUCUCUUCAACUAUGAUCGAUGCACGUAGCUAUGAUUGCUCAUACUUGUUCGAUCUCUACGUCCAUCCAAGAUCAAUAUUAUGUUAAUACUUAUAUA